AUGAUUUCUCGGAAUUUCCUCAAACCUGUGGCACUUUUCGCGGCCUCGGUGCACGGGUACGCAUACCCUGGCAGCUGUUCUGGGGCCUGCAAUGUUCAUGACCCAACGUUGAUCCAGAGGUCGUCUGACAGCCUUUACUUUCGGUUUUCUACAGGCAAUGAGAUCUCUUACGCGAGUUCGUCAUCCAUCGAAGGACCAUGGACAACUAUCGGGUCUAUGUCGCCGGAUGGAUCUUCUAUUGACUUAGCUGGCAAAACCGACCUGUGGGCCCCAGAUGCACACAUCGUCGAUGAUCUCUAUUAUGUCUAUUACUCAGUAUCUACAUUCGGAUCGCAGGCCUCUGCCAUCGGCCUAGCAACCUCGAAGAACAUGGAGUUGGGGUCCUGGACUGAUCAUGGUUCCACAGGAGUUGUUUCUUCGUCAUCAAAGUUAUACAACGCUAUUGACGGGAAUCUGAUUGAUGUCGAUGGCAUCUACUACAUGAACUUUGGCUCUUUUUGGCAUGAUAUCUAUCAGGUGCCAAUGAACUCAGCCGCGACAAAAACCUCCUCUUCCUCACACAACCUGGCUUACAACGCGACCGGUACUCACUCUGAGGAAGGUUCCUACAUGUUUAAACAUGGAAGUUACUACUAUCUAUUCUUUUCCUCUGGCAUUUGCUGUGGCUACGACACAUCGAGACCUGCUACUGGAGAGGAGUAUAAAAUCAAGGUCUGUCGGUCGACCUCCGCAACCAGCGGAUUUGUCGAUGCUGAUGGCACUGCUUGCACUGCUGGUGGAGGCACAGCCGUAUUGGCAAGCCACGGUACGGUCUAUGGUCCGGUAUACGAAGACCCAAGUUUUGGUCCGGUUCUUUACUACCAUUACGUCGACACAACAGUUGGCUAUGCGGACGGCGAUAAACUCUUUGGAUGGAACGUGAUCGAUUUUUCUAGUGGGUGGCCAGUCGUUUAA
This is a messenger RNA of Penicillium maclennaniae, 954 nucleotides long. RefSeq names its product putative extracellular endo-1,5-alpha-L-arabinase (gene abnA). Gene Ontology annotation, biological process: carbohydrate metabolic process. Gene Ontology annotation, molecular function: arabinan endo-1,5-alpha-L-arabinosidase activity. The record is from RefSeq and is a predicted model, not a curated record. The coding region runs from base 1 to 954 and encodes 317 amino acids. The transcript has 4 exons. Lineage: Eukaryota; Fungi; Ascomycota; Eurotiomycetes; Eurotiales; Aspergillaceae.